AGAAGACCCUUUGGAGAAUGGAAGGGUUCACCAAACAAAAAUUAUAAAUAGAAAGGAGAAGAGAGGAGACAAAAAAGUACACACAGGGAACCUGAGCUCAUAAACUAACCUAUACGUCAAAUCUCAAUGAGAAUCCUUCAACUGUAACUAAAUCAAAACACAGCCAUCCUCCUUUCCUAAUGGAAAAUCAGCAAUAUGCAGAGGAGCUCAUCAGAGAAUUCCUGGUCUUUAGAGGCUUCACAAAUACACUGAGAACUUUCGAGGCAGAACUGUCCACAGACAUAGGAAGGGGCUUCCAAGUGGAUAAAAUCCUUGAUCUUAUUUUUUCAGUUUAUGUGCCCAAAUUUGAGGCAGAUAAGCUCGUGAGUCUCUUGAAUUUUCUCAAGCAAUGCUUCUUUUCACCCACAGAUGCACGGUUCAAUGAAACUCUGGCCAAACUCGAACUCGCGACCAUGAGGUACUAUGUAGUGUACGCCCUGCAAAAGGGUAGGCACGAUAAAGUGGUGGAAUGUUUUGGGCGCCACGGGAAUGAUUUUCUACAGACUGCCGAUGAUUGGUGUCCCUGGUUCGCUAUUCCCUAUAUGAAAAAUCCCAGCAUGGACCCCCGGUUCAGAGUUUAUUUUUCAAAAGAGUGGCUGGAUGCCUUAUUUGUAUCAUUUCGGAAUUUUCUCAGUGAGGUCUUCAAUGGUAUUCGACUUCCUGCUCUUUUAAGAGUGAGUUCUGAGAACAUCAAUGUCAGAGGUCUGAAGAAAGAGAUAGAACGUCUAAGUUCUGAAUGUUCUCAACUACAAAUAUCGUUACAGCAUAAAGAGACAGAGCUUUCUCAACUGAAGAGCUUUGCUCCGUCGGCAACCAUUGGUAAUAGGUUUGAUGAAAUGGGAGCACUACAAGUGUCUACCAGAAAACAAAUUCCUGAAGGUACAAAUGCUCAAGAUGCCUCAUUUUUGAAGGAUUCUGGAGGUGCUGUUCUUUCAACUAGCAUUUCAGAGGAGAAGAUAUGUGGAAAACAGUCUUAUUCUUUUGUUGCGCCAGCUUCAAGUUCAUAUGUUUCUGGACAAGACAAAGAUGUGGAGGCUUUUAAUAAUCUUAGGUUAGAGAAUUCAAAGGUAUCAGAAGUAUCAUCAAGAGAUCUAGCUUCUGAAUUCCCAGAAUCAGAAUCUGGUGCAGAUCUUGAUGGCGAGACAUGGAGUGAAGAAGAUUUUUCAGAAGUUACUGUGGAGUUUCAGGAGACAUUUUCAGGUCACACAAGCCCUAUCACUAGAUGCCGUUUCUCAGCUGCAGGAACAAAUAUUGCUAGUGCAUCUGUUGAUGGCACUGUUAGGAUUUGGACAUAUGAUUCUUCAACCCCAACAUCCAGAAAUGCAACAAUCUAUUGUGGUGCUGAAAUCAUGUCUCUUGAUUGGGAGUAUAAGUCAGACCGCUUGUUGCUCAUAGGCACAGCACAGGGUGGCAUCAAGGCAUGGAAUGUAGAUGCAAAACGAGUUGUUUGUGAUCUUAGUACUACUGCAGCAUUCCCAAAUGUUUUGGACUUGAAGUGCAGUCCCGUGGAACCGAUUUUUGUAUCUGCAGCAGCUUCUAGAGGGCAUGGCAGUAAAGGCAUUGAGCAAAUGGGAUUUGCCUCCUUAACAGCAUGGAAUAUGAAGACUUGGAAACCUUUGACAGUUCUUCCGCUAGGUGAGGAUCCACCAGCGAUUACUUCUGUCUGUUUCAACCAUAAUGGGAAAAUUUUGGCAGCUUCUGCAACAGAUGGAAUGAUCCAUAUGUUUGAUAUGUCUGCUGGCUUGCCAAUAACUGGCUGGCCUGCUCAUGAUUCAGCAGUAUGUAGCGUAAAGUUUGGACCGGAUGAAGCUAGCAUUUUAAGCCUUGGUGCAGAUGGAAAGAUUUUUGAAUGGAGUUUGCAUAACCAAGGCCAAGUCUUGUGGUCACAUGAUUCUGGCAGAACAUUGAGCUUUUUGAACAGACAUUUUGGGUUUGAAAUCGCAAAGCUCCCUAGGCAUGAAAUGGCGAUGGAUGCACAUGGGAGGAGAUUGCUUGUGACAUCAAAUUCUUUGAGGUCUCCCUUGUAUCAGAUCCAAGGAAAAUCCAAAGGGCAAAAGACUCUACAACAUGGUGCUCCCAUAACAUCUGUGGAUUGGCACCCUUCAUCACCAAUAUUUUUGACGGGAUCGGCGGACCACUCUGUUCGUGUCACAUCAAUUUCAUAAACAAAGUGCCCAGUGAUCAUUGAUUUAUUCAUACUUUUCUGUUGAGCUUGAGGCGGAAUAAGGGACUUAGUCAUUUGUUCUUAUCAUAACAAUAGAGUUCCAAUUAACUAUUCUAUUGAAUAAUUUUGGUUGGGAGGAAUAUUGAACAAUUUCUCUUUGUAAAAUCUAACCUAUUUUUUGACUUCAUUCUUUUGAAUGUUUUUUUGCCAUUCUUUUUAACAUAUUAUCAAAUGAAAGCAAUGACAUAAUUUUCGAGAACA
This is a messenger RNA of Cryptomeria japonica (Japanese cedar), 2464 nucleotides long. RefSeq lists its product as uncharacterized. The transcript has 15 exons. NCBI's taxonomy places the organism in Eukaryota, Viridiplantae, Streptophyta, Pinopsida, Cupressales, Cupressaceae. The record is from RefSeq and is a predicted model, not a curated record. Gene Ontology annotation, molecular function: protein binding. The coding region runs from base 180 to 2204 and encodes 674 amino acids.